AUGUGUGGCCACACUUUCUGCAAACGCUGUAUUAGGGGGCAGAAUGAUAAUGUAACUUUAAAAACAUGCCCGAUUGACAAACGUGAAAUUCACAACAAGGAUUUGAUUGUCAACAAAGCACUUGUUGGUCAAAUAGGUGACUUAGAAAUUUACUGUCGUCAUGCCUUGGUAUUCUCCCCCACUGAGAUGGACUAUGUCUUGGAUGAGAGUGGUUGUCCAGAAAAGAUUACCCUGAGCAAAAGAGAAGAACAUGAGAAUACAUGUAUGUAUGCCUUAGUGGUAUGUCCUUACAACGAAUACUCGUGCGGAAAAUUUAGAAAAUUACAAUUAGAGCAUCACUUACAAACCUGCUGCUAUGUUCCUUGCCCUUAUAGAGAUAGAGGGUGUGAUGUGACAGGGAGGUCUAAUGAGGUUUCCCAGCAUCAAGAGUCUUGUGACUACAAGGGGGUCCAGUUUGCAGGAAGCCCCAACAUAGCACAGGAGAGUCAGAUUCAUAGUUUACAAACUGCUAAUAAGCUGCUGAAGGAUACAUUGAAGAAGCUGUCUGCCAGAGUGGAGACACUGGAGCAAUCUAACUCUUCUCUAUCAACCCAACUUGCUAAAACUACAAGUGCCUUAAAUGUUCUUCAGUCCCAGUAUACAGUAUUAUGUGAGAAGGUAGAAAAGCUAUCAAGCACUAGUCCACCAUCCUCUGCCCAAGUCUAUAGAAGUAACUCAGAUAGAAGACAUAGAGAGAGAACAGGCUCAACCACUGAGAAAAGAUUAUCAAGGACAUCAUCCAGCUCCUCAAUGACCUGCAGUCAUAGCAAUGUAAACAGCCCACUAGCAAGUCCCAAGACACUCUCUAUGCCUAGGGUAGAAUCUUGGGAAAUGCCAUUCACCUUUAAGUGUAUUGGAACAUUGAGAGGUCACAAAAAGCCUGUGUGGGGCCUGGGAACAAGGAAACAUAUGCUGUAUAGUGCUGGUGAGGAUGGGGUUAUUAAAGUAUGGGACCUAAAUGCCCUCACACAGGGCUGUGUGAAGAGUAUUAGAGGACAUUGUGAUGCCAUCCAUUGUAUUGCCAUAGGGUAUGAUGCUUUAUACAGUGGUGGAGCUGACAAGUCACUCAGAAAGUGGAGUCUAGAGACUUUGGAGGAGGUGGCCUGUCAAGAGGAAGCCCACGACAACAUCAUAUGUGCAAUUCUGACUACUAGUGAGUUCACUUUCACUGCAUCAUUCUCAGUCAUCAAAGUCUGGGGCUCCAGUGAUUUAUCACCUGUCAAGUCAAUAUUAGGCCUUCAUCAUUGGGUGAGGGGCCUCGCUUUGAACUAUGGUAGGGACAGGCUUUAUAGUGGAUCUCACAAUUGUAUUGAGAUGUGGGAAGCAACAGGAAAGUUUGCCUUAAAGGGAAAGAUUGAUCACCAGUUUGGCUCAAUUUAUUCAUUAGCUGUGACCAGUAAAUAUAUAAUAGCAGGAACAUAUAACAAGAACCUGCAUGUAUGGGACAUCAGCAGCAAUCAGUAUAUACAGGCCCUUUCUGCACAUAUUGGAGUUGUAUCUUGCCUUGGAGUAUCCCCAUCUGGUAGAUUUCUGUUUUCUGGCUCUCAUGACACUUCUGUACAGGUAUGGAACCUAGAAAUAAUGUUACCAAUACAGAACCUGCAGAGACAUGAGGAACCUAUAAAUACACUGAUAUUACAUGAUGACUUACUUUUGACUGGUGGAGAAGACUCAGAAAUUAAGGUGUUCAAACAUUUCAAAAUGGCUCCAGGCUUCACUCCAGCAUGAUGCUUCCGCAUACGUUCCUGACUUUUCAAUGCUUAUUCAUGAAGUGACAGCAAACAUGGAGAAAUAUUGUAACAGUAACCUGUGUUGACUAUAUUUUGAUACAUAGUAGAUGCCUAUACAUACUAUACUAGCAUAUUGUUGACUGAUAUAAUUGAUAAGCAUUAAUUGUAUUUCCAUAAGAAAAAGACCAUUCUAUGAUAUUCAUCAUGAUUUUCACAUUGAUCAAAAAGUGACAAAAUUUUGAUCACCGCUUCGAUCGCUGAUCACAAUUGCACUGUAUGAAAUGAUGCCUCCAGAUGCAGUUUAUCUAUGUUAAUAAUGUAACCACUAAACAUCAAUGGAGAAAGCUUGAGUCAUUUGUUUGGAGAAUGUGCACGGCUGCACUUAUAUGCCUGCGCAUGGACCUGGAAAUGGACUGGACUGGUAUUUUUAUUUCAAUUUUUUCUUUACUUCUCUUGACUUUCUAUAAGGCUAUCAUCAGAUUGAUUUUUCUCCCAAUUUCAAAACGCCAUAAC
Molecule: messenger RNA, 2282 nt
Organism: Owenia fusiformis
Lineage: Eukaryota; Metazoa; Annelida; Polychaeta; Sabellida; Oweniidae
Source: the annotation of a GenBank genome assembly